Messenger RNA from Aphanomyces invadans, 1523 nucleotides. RefSeq lists its product as hypothetical. The transcript has 7 exons. Bases 27 to 1337 code for a protein of 436 amino acids. Gene Ontology annotation, molecular function: hydrolase activity. The record is from RefSeq and is a predicted model, not a curated record. NCBI's taxonomy places the organism in Eukaryota, Oomycota, Saprolegniomycetes, Saprolegniales, Verrucalvaceae.
AUUUCCCUGGACGAGGAACGAUCACCAUGGCAGGGCUCCUAGACAUCACCCUGAACGAAGAAGCGUACGUCGCGCUCCUCGGCAAGCUGAUUAGCGUCGCUGAAAAAGUGCAAAAUGCCCCCGGUUUGGGACUCGUCCCUCAGGAAGACCUCGUCACAGACUUCGUCUUGGAGGAACUCAAGCCGUACUUGAAGCAAAACGGCGGACCUAUUGACGCCCAGCGCAUUGGAUUCAAGGAAGGUCGUGGAAACCUCAUCCUUCAAAUCGCCGGGUCGACCAAGUCGACGGAAACGAUCAACUUUGUCGGUUCCCACUUGGAUGUUGUCCCCGCAAACCCCGAAGGUUGGGAGCGCGAUCCAUUCACGUUGAGCGUGGAAGGUGACAAGCUGUACGGUCGCGGAACGACUGAUUGCUUGGGGCACGUCGCUCUUGUUACUCAACUGUUCAUUGAAUUGGCGAAGAACAAGGUUGUGACCCAAAAGACCGUGACAGCUGUUAUGAUCGCGUCCGAGGAAAAUGGUGAAAUCGCGGGCGUUGGUGUCGAAGCACUGAUGGAAACCGGAAAGAUCGACUUUUUGAAGAACGGACCGGUGUUGUGGGUCGAUUGCUCGGACAGCCAGCCUUGCAUUGGCACUGCUGGUGCGUUGACGUGGUCUAUCAAGGCUACGGGCAAGCUCUUCCACAGCGGGUUGCCGCAUCUUGGCAUCAACUCGCUGGAGCUUGCCAUGGACGCGAUGAAGGUGAUCCAAGAUCGAUUUUACCAAGAUUUCCCGACCCACAAAGAUGAAAUCCCGUACAACUUUGCCUGUGGUUCGACGAUGAAGCCAACUAAGAUCGAAAGCUCUACCAACGGCAUCAACCAAAUUCCUCCCUGGACCAAGAUCACGGGUGACGUUCGUCUGUCGCCAUUCUACGAAAUUCAAGACGUCCGCGACAAGCUCCAAUCGUACGUGGAUGACUUAAAUGCCAACGUCACUUCGCUCGAGUCGCGUGGCCCGCACUCCAAGUACACGCUGCCCAAGGAGAACUUGGUCGGGAAGAUUGAGCUGACGCUCGCUGAAAACUUCAUGGAGGGCAUUGCAUGCUCUCUCGAGUCUGUCGGGUUCAAGUCGUUCGACGAAGCCACGAAAGCGAUCAAGGGCGUGAGCGAACCGUUUGCGAUCAUGGGGAGUUUGCCACUGGUGCGCGACCUUCAGCGCGCUGGCCUGGACCUGACCCUUGCCGGAUUUGGCAAGAGUUCGGUCUACCAUGGUGACAACGAGUACUGUUCGCUCACCGACAUGAAGGAUGGUCUUCGCAUCCUCAAUCGCUUCAUCCACAACGUCGACAACGCGUAAGGGUUUCGUGUAAAUACAGGUUUGACCCAGUCUAUUUGUAAAACUUGGGAGUCUCGUCAAUCCUGCUUCCCUCUUGCCUGUGGCCACCCCAAUUACGAGAUUUCGAUCCAAGCAAACAUUGACUUCUUCGACUGGACGACGACCUGAAGUCCAGACGAAGGAACCGCUGAGAAAUCAAUGAGCACA